Messenger RNA from Chlamydomonas reinhardtii, 1636 nucleotides. RefSeq lists its product as uncharacterized. Bases 193 to 855 code for a protein of 220 amino acids. Gene Ontology annotation, molecular function: box H/ACA snoRNA binding. Gene Ontology annotation, biological process: snoRNA guided rRNA pseudouridine synthesis; ribosome biogenesis. Lineage: Eukaryota; Viridiplantae; Chlorophyta; Chlorophyceae; Chlamydomonadales; Chlamydomonadaceae. The transcript has 4 exons. The record is from RefSeq and is a predicted model, not a curated record. Gene Ontology annotation, cellular component: box H/ACA snoRNP complex.
GUUAGGGAUACACAAGUGACUCAACGAACCACUCGCGAAGCACGAAACAAGGCUGCGCAUUUAGUGCGGCUCACUCCCGCCGCCUCAGAGCAAGGACAGUUUUGGUCGCUAACGGUUUACUCUUAACUACUUGACUUAUUUGGUUGGCAGCUUGCCCUUUAGUUGUUCCGCAAUUAGGGUCGCCAGCAGACGAUGAGGCCACCGCUACGAGGAGGCGGCCGUGGCGGGCGUGAUGGUGGUCGUGGUGGCUUUGGUGGUCGCGGUGGCGGUGGACGCAGCUUUGGUGGCGGACGCGGUGGAGGUCGCGGCGGUGGAGGCGGCUGGCAGGACUAUGGUCCUCCCGAGAGCGUUGUUGAGGCUGGCCACUUCACGCAUGCAUGCGAGGGCGAGGCUGUUGUAAAGCUGACCAACGAGAAGAUUCCCUACUUCAACGCGCCCAUCUAUCUGGAGAAUAAGACACAAAUCGGCAAGGUGGAGGAGAUUCUGGGCCCCAUUAACAAAGUGUACUUCACGGUGAAGAUGUCUGAGGGCGUUGUGGCCACCAGCUACAAGGCCGGCGACAAGUUCUUCAUCGACCCCAUGAAGCUGCUGCCGCUGGAGCGCUUCCUGCCCAGGCCGAAGGGCGCUCCCGCGCCGCGCGGUGGCCGUGGCGGCGGCCGUGGCUUCGGUGGCCGUGACGGCGGCCGCGGCGGUGGCCGCAGCUUUGGUGGCCGCGACGGUGGCCGCGGUGGUUUCGGUGGCCGUGGCGGUGGCUUUGGCGGGCGUGACGGCGGUCGGGGCGGCUUCGGGGGGCGUGGCGGCGGCUUCGGGGGGCGUGGUGGCGGCUUCGGUGGCCGCGGCCGCGGCCGGGGCUAAACCUCGGGCUUUCGUUGACGUGACAUCAUAGCUGACUACCUUUCGGGACACAUAUGAAUAGCUGUAAGCAUGUAUAUGGCGGCGAGGCACGGCUUCACAAGUCUAGAACCGCCAUUGCUGGUGCAGCUUCCCUCGCGUUCUUUGGUUUGGCACGUGCGCUGCCGCAAGCUUUGCCGGGUGGGCAAUGGGCGGAGGAGCGCAUGGCACACGGCGUUGCGUCAACGCUCGUGGGGGCUUUUGUCCAUGUGUGCACUUGUCCAUGUGUGCACGUUGCGUGUUGCGACGUUGACGAUGAUAGGGGGCACGAAGUGGGUUUGACCUGCGGAGACGUGGUGCUGCUGUGCUCCGCUCGCAGGGUACGGGGAAGAGAUGGGGUUCGGGAUAUGCUUGCUGUUGGCGCGCGCACGCGCUGCUGUAGCAUUUACAGGACUGAUUGAAGCGCCUGAGUCUUGACGUCGUGGCACGGAUGCGUCCGCCGCAGGUGGAUUCAGCGCUGGCUCGCAUAGCCCUUGGCACCUGACUGACGGGUACGUGGAUGUGACGAACGCGCGCACGGUGCUGACUAGUUCGCAAUGAUUUGGAUGGCGACUAAGAGGAGAAUGUGGUGUGCUGGAUGGCGUGAUGAUGACCACAAUGAUAGGGCAGUUGCUGGAUGCGAAAAGGGUAGGCACACGCAGGAGGAAGGAGACGGAUGCGCCACGGCGCGCCAUGGGCAUGGGAGGACUGGAGGUGGCAUGCGCCAUCGGCUGGGCUGCGGCCCUACUUGUAAUACUACACAAGA